GCGUUUGAGCUGAGCUCGUAUUAAUUUCCCACCCUGACUUUUAUUAUCCUCAUUGGCUGUACCGUGUGGGAUGGGAGUGUGAGAGGUUACCACCGGGUGAAGAUACAUCAAACACCGCGUCUUUCGCCUCAAGAGUGUGUGCCUCUCUGUGUGAGUGUGUGUGUGUGUGUGUGUGUGUGGUCCAUUGCAUGCUACCUAGUGGUGGGCGUGUUCCCGGUCCUCCCUGCCUGCAAACCGGUGCGUGUGUGUGUAUGUGUGUGCGUGGGUGUGCCUGCAUGUUUUGCACGCCGCUCCUUGCCUGAGCUUCACAGGGACGCAAGAAGAUAUGUAAUAGUGUGUGUGUGAGUGUGUAUGUGUGCAUGUGUAUGUGUGUGUAUGUGUGCGCACGUGUGAUUUUUUUUUUCCCCUCCCAGAUCCACUACAGGGCAUGUUAUUUCUUCUCAAUGCAAUGGCUUUGGCGGGUCCUUGCGGCGGUCACGAGCGGGUGAUUUCUUUCUGACUGUGCGUGAUUCAGUUCAGGCGCGUCCCCCCCCCCUCCAACACCACCACCACCACCACCACCUCUCCUCCCCUCCUUCUGCGUGGAGGUGCGGGGCCACUACUGUGUUGUUGCGGCACUGGAUGGAUUUACCUAGUAUGUUUGUAACUGAAGCCUCGGGCGGUGCAGACGCGCGGAAAGGAGGGAAAUAAGAAAAGGAGUCUCUACCUGGUUUUGCUGAUCGAUCACCUAUACUGUGGCGACAUGUCAAACUCAAACAAAAGCAAGAAGGACAAAGAAAUCCUCGCUGAAUAUGAGAGCCAAGUCAAAGAUGUGCGGGCCCAGUUGGUUGAACAGCAGAGAUGUCUGGAACAGCAAACAGAGAUGCGGGUCCAGCUGCUCCAGGACUUGCAGGACUUCUUCAGGAAGAAGGCCGAGAUUGAAACGGAAUAUUCUAGAAACCUAGAGAAGCUGGCUGAGAGGUUCAUGGCCAAAACACGCAGCACUAAAGACCAUCAGCAAUACAAAAAGGAUCAGAACCUGCUGUCUCCAGUGAACUGCUGGUACUUGCUGCUAAACCAGGUGAGGAGGGAGAGUAAGGACCAUGCCACGCUCAGUGACCUCUACCUGAACAACGUCAUCACCCGGCUCACACACAUCAGCGAGGACUCAGCCCGCCUGCUGAAGAGGAGUAAAGAAAUCACAUUUCAGCUUCAGGAGGAUCUGAUGAAGCUUCUGAAUGAGCUUUAUACCGUGAUGAAGACGUACCACAUGUACCACGCAGAGACGAUCAAUGCAGAAACCAAGCUGAGGGAGGCGGAGCGUCAGGAGGGGCGUGUCAAGGGCGUGUCUGGGACAGCCGGAGGGGUGGAGCCAGUGUUCGGCCUGCGAAUAGAAGAGCGUCACCAGAGACGCAAUGCCGCCCGCAAGAUGGAGAAGAUGAGAGAGAAGGUAUGGAAACCAAAAAGGGACAAAGAAAAAAGGGGACAGUGGGCAUCCAUUGUAGCCAUAGUCCUGGUAGAAUUCUCUGUAAUUUCCAUGUCUUCUUUCUCUGUUUCCCUUAAUCAGAGGAAGGCCAAGUACUCAGAGAAUAAACUGAAGACUCUAAAAGCCAGAAAUGAGUACCUCCUGACUCUGGAGGCGACCAACGCCUCAGUCUUCAAGUACUACAUUCAUGAUCUGCCCGAUAUUAUAGACUGUUGUGACCUAGGGUACCACUCCAGUCUGAGUCGGGCUCUGAGGACCUACCUAUCAGCUGAGCUGAGCCUGGAGGCCUCCAGGAGGGCAGGUCUGGAGGUCCUGGAGGGGGCCGUGGAGGGCCUGGACCCUGCCCGCGAUAGGCAGCGCCUCCUGGGCCUCUACCCCACUGCCUUCUGCCCCCCACCACGCUUCAGCUUCCAGGCCCACAUGGGCGACACAGUGACGCAGAUUGCUGCCCAACCACAGGUCCAGGCUGAGCUCACACUCCGCCUUACUCAGCUCCAGACCCGCCUGGCAUCUCUAAAGAUAGAGAAUGAAGAGGUUAAGAAGACCUGGGGUGCCACUCUGACCACCCUGCAGGACAUGACGGUGCUGGAUGACUUCGACGUCUCCCAGAGCUUCACUCACAGUCCGUCUUCAGAGUCGGUCAAGUCUAGCGUGUCUGACGGCUACUUGAACAAACCCAGUCUGGCCAAGAGAAGGGCAAACCAGCAGGAGACGGAGCUCUUCUAUUUCACGAAGUUUCGUGAGUAUCUGGAAGGGAGUAAUCUUAUCUCCAAACUCCAGGCCAAACAUGACAUACUGAAGAAAGCCAUAGCAGAGGGGUAUAAGGCUGACAUGCUGACCACCAGUCGCGGGCGAAAGAACUCCCAUAGCAAGCACCAGGACUCAACUAAAGCCAUACCAUUGCUUGUGGAGAGCUGCAUUCGCUUCAUCAAUCUGCAUGGUCUUCAGCAUCAAGGCAUUUUCCGGGUGUCAGGGUCACAAGUGGAGGUUAACGACAUCAAGAACUCCUUUGAGAGAGGUAAUGACCCACUGAUUGACGAGGAGAGCAACCAUGACAUCAACUCAGUGGCUGGUGUGUUGAAGCUCUACUUCAGGGGGUUGGAGAAUCCCCUGUUCCCCAAGGACAGGUUUAACGACCUCAUUUCCUGUGUUCGUAUAGAGAAUCUGUAUGACAGAGCACAAUGUAUCCGUAAGAUCCUGCUGGGUGUCCCGAGGGCGACACUUGUGGUGAUGCGCUACCUGUUCGCCUUCCUCAACCACCUGUCCCAGUACAGCGAUGAGAACAUGAUGGAUGCUGGGAACCUGGCCAUCGUGUUUGGCCCCACCCUCCUUCCCACACCCGACACCCUGGACCAGGUGGCCUGCCAGGCGCAUGUGAAUGAGGUCAUCAAAACGGUCAUCCUCCACCAUGAUAACAUCUUUCCUGACACCAAGGAGCUCCCUGGCCCCAUUUAUGAGAAGUGUAUGACUGGAGACCAGUACUGCGAGAGUCCGUUCAGCGAGCCGGGAGCGUUGGAGGAGGCCGAGCCCGAUGGCGGCACCGAGACCCAAACCAGCGAGGAGGAGGGCGAGGCCGUGGAGGCAGUGGCGAGGUUCGACUACGUGGGGCGGUCGGGCCGGGAGCUCUCCUUCAAGAAGGGAGCGUCCCUGCAGCUUUUCCAGCGAGCGUCACAUGACUGGUGGGAGGGGCGUCACAAUGGCAACCACGGCUUGGUGCCUCACCAGUACAUCGUGGUGAAGGACAGGGCUGAUGCCAUGUCAGAUACACUCAGUCAGAAAGCAGACAGCGAUGGAGGGAGCAGCAGCACGGACGACAAGAGGUCCAGGAGUGAGCUGAGCUCUCCCACUGACAUCAGACCGCCAGAGACCUAUAACAGGUCUGUCAUCCAUCGAAGGAAGCGGACGGACGGCCUAUUCCGCCGUCCCCUCGGACGCUCUAACGACAGCCACUGCCACGGUAACGGCGGUGUGUUGGAGAGGAGCUCGCCACCGGUCACAGGUCACUUCAGCCCCAGGGAGCUGCUGCUGGGACGGGGGCAGGGCUUGACUCCGCCUCUCGACAGCCCAGAGCGCCGUCGCCGCUCCGCUGCCGCCGUGACUAUGACGGUGAGCCGACACGAUUCACUGCGGAGGCCUGAGGACACGCCCAUCCGGCGCUCAAGCAGCGGUCAGCAUGGCUUCACCGACUCCCAUCGCUCCAGAGCGCUGGACCCUGACACACUGGCACAGGACAUCGAGGAGACGGUGAGUGUUGCUCUCGGGGAGCUGAGGCAGCUGGAGCGGCAGGGCUGCAGACCGGCUCCUGACGUGGUGCUGGACACGCUGGAGCAGGUGAAGAACGGCCCCAUCACAACCUGCUCCUCUGAGUCUCCCAGCCCCCACAGCACCCCCAGCACCCCGGGCACUCCUGGAACCCCCGGCACCCCUGGGACACCGGGCACCCCCGGCACCCCGAGCCCUCUCAGCCCGCUGAGCCCCAUCAGCCCCCUCCCCGGACCGCCUCCCGGACCUCCCAGGCCAGCCAACCCCUCCCCUGACACCCUGGGCUCCUUCAAGCCUGUGGCAGCUGCCCGUAUGGGGGCUCCCUUGCGCCCCCCUGCCCUGAGGCCCAAACCCAUGAUCCCGCCCAAGAGCAGCACCCCCCCUCUGCCCCCGCCGUUGGACAAAUCUUGCACCAUGUGAGCCAAACGAGGCCAAAACUAGGCCGAAUCAGGCCGACCCGGGCCAAAAAUGGGCCAGAAGAGGAGAUCAGGGUACUGCUUACUGUUUAUAAUCAACAUGAGGGUAGAAAUGGUAGGACAGACAAAAAAGGGUUUUACUGUAGUAAUAAAAUAUAAUAUAUGACAUGAUCUAUGAUAUGAUAUGCCAUGAUAUUUAUGUGUCGUCAGGUUGGUGUGUACUCUCUUGGUGUGUAGGAGUUUACUUUCUCCAUGUAUUGAAGCAUUUAUCAAAGGUUAGCUAAAAGAACUGCUGAUAGAGAGAGGAGGUACAGGAGAGAGCCGAGGCAGAGAAUCCUGUCCUGUAUAAGAGAUCUAGCUGGAAAACGUGGGGAGUGUAGUUUGGCUCCAGUAAAAUGUAGUUUCAGUGAUGUGAACGUUGGCUGUACUGUCAUAAAGAUAGGCCUGCAUUAGCUGAGGAGCCUAUCGCGAAAGGCUGCUGUAUUCUUAAUCUAUUAUGAUUGGCUGCUGUAUCUGUAAAGAGUGAAUUUGAUUGGAUAAAGCCGCUGACGGCGGAUGCUGCAGAGUGAAGGCAACGGUGGUUCACACAGUUUUUUCGGGACGGGGAGGCGGAUGUCUGUGUGACUCUUUUUAUUUGUUUUUUCUAUUUCACUUGGUUCAGCUGCUAAACUCACUAUGCCUCAAACCGAGCCUCUUGAGGUGGUCAGUGACAAAAACUCAUGAGUUAUUUAACCAAUGUCCAGCUAUUUAAUGAAUGUUUCCAGUAUUUAAUGACUGUUCAGCCAUCUACUGAAUGUUCAGUGAGCUGUUGUGAUGACAUGAACGCUCACUAAACUUUAACAGCCUUCUUGUGUUCGGAGGAGACCCAUACCCAGUCCAGAGUUUCAAACAGGGUGUGACGGUUUAGCGGUGGAGGGAGUUAGGAGCUUGGACAGAACUUCUUCUGGAACGGGGUGGGUGUAUGAUUUCCUUUCCUUUCCUGUGCGGUAUGUGUGUGUGCGUGUGAGUAUAUGCGUGUAUGUGUGCCCUGCCCCUGCCUGCCUGCCCUUGUUCUGUUUCCUUUUAAGUGCAGAGGCACUAGAAUAGUGAUAGAGGAUAGAUUAUUCAUGCCUGCCUUGAGUGCCAGAACAUGAGCAAGUUGGGGAAGUGUGUGUGUGUAUGAUAGUGUAAAAAGCAUGCCACUUAGUUGAGUGUGUGUAUGUGUGGGUGUGUGUAAAUACUGGUUUACCUGCUUGUUACACUGAAGUCACUAGUUAACCUUAAAUUCACAGUAAGCUAACAGGGUGGGGCUCUGUGUGUAAAUGCCCAAAAAACACUUGAACAGCACACUGAAUGUGGCCUCCAACUGGGCUGGUAACUGAUGUGAGUGUGAUGAGCAAUGGGAUGUGAGUUGCUGAGAUGGGCUAUGGAUGCACAUCUGUGUGUGUGUAUGUGUGUGUGUGUGUGUGUGUGUAUAUGUGAAAGUGCCUUUUUUUACCCUUGUCUUUUUUGGGGAGUUGUGAAUCCACUCACGCAUGUCCUGAACGAAGAGCAGCAGCACUCCGAAUGAAAUAAUCAUAGUGUUUAGUAGAUUACUGAAUUAUGAAUUCUAGCGUUAACCCAUUGUGACAUUGCACUUUGAUGUAUAGGAUUGUGUACUUGGCAUGUAGCAUCAUAACAUGUUGGUGCAUUUUAACUAAAAGGGAGGUUUCUUUGAAUGUGUUUGAUAAUAAAGGAAAUGGUUUUGUCCGUUAGUGUUGCUGUAUUUGAAAACUGAGCUUCCUAAAGAUGAGCUCAUAUAGCCAAAUGGAUUGUAUCGAUGUGUUGUAUUUAUAUUAUAAAUAAACCUGAAUAAAUUAGCA
Molecule: messenger RNA, 5984 nt
Organism: Myripristis murdjan (pinecone soldierfish)
Lineage: Eukaryota; Metazoa; Chordata; Actinopteri; Holocentriformes; Holocentridae
Product: SLIT-ROBO Rho GTPase-activating protein 1-like
Exons: 22
Coding region: 743-4147 (1134 amino acids)
Biological process (GO): signal transduction
Molecular function (GO): protein binding
Source: RefSeq, a predicted model, not a curated record